GCCAAAGAUGGUGACGCUGGUCAUGAGAGUGACGCCGGUGAGAGUGAAGCCGGUGAGUCUCAAGCCUCUGCAGAACAUGUGGCUGAUGAGGGUGGGGCUGUUGAGCCUGUUGAGCCUGAAGCUUGUGAAGCUCAGGUUGCUGAACGCGCAGCCACUGAUGGUGAUAUGGGUGAAGACGGUGAAGACAGUGACAGCAAUGCUUCGGCUUUGCAGCUCCCAGGCUUAGGCGGGAGUGAGCCUGAUGCGCCAGCUGACAAUGGCGAGACUGCGCCUGAUGCGCCAGCUGACAAUGUCAAGCUGGCGUUGGUUCAGGACCUUGACGCUGAGGAAUCCGAGAGUGACGCUGAGAUGCCUCCGCUUGGCUCUGCCGACCCCGGUGUUUUGGACGCGUGUGCCAACACGCCAAAGUCCACUUACAACGAGGAGUUGUUUCAGUCGCCACAAGCUGGCAACAGUAGCUUUUCAGAAGUCAUGGAAAC
This is a messenger RNA of Durusdinium trenchii, 479 nucleotides long. Lineage: Eukaryota; Dinophyceae; Suessiales; Symbiodiniaceae. The record is from the annotation of a GenBank genome assembly.